Molecule: messenger RNA, 1213 nt
Organism: Aureobasidium pullulans EXF-150
Lineage: Eukaryota; Fungi; Ascomycota; Dothideomycetes; Dothideales; Saccotheciaceae
Exons: 3
Coding region: 50-1123 (357 amino acids)
Source: RefSeq, a predicted model, not a curated record
CACAGAUCUUCGAAACCGCGAACGACUGCAGGGUUGUCGUCGGCCCAAAAUGACUCCUGGUGAUGUUAUAGCGACCGUCACUUAUGUUUGUUUGGUGUUUUCUUGCGCUUCGGUGUCUUUGAGGAUUGUGGUUAGGCAUAAAUGGCUGGAUCAUGGGUUGAAGUUGGAUGAUUGGUUGAUGAUUGUGGCAUUGGCAGUUUAUUCGAUAUUCUGCGCCGUCAUUAUCGCAUUCACUGUGGUCGAAAACCGCAAUCCAAUCUUGAAGGAGUCGAGCGCCGACUUGUUAUUACUAUUGCUUGCCAUAGGAGAAGCCUUGUUUAUGGUGACAUCCAUCGCCUUCAAAACUUCUCUAAUGAUCUUCUUCCGCCAAUUCCUUCUCGAACGCAGACAACGUUAUCUGGUCACUUCAAUCACAGUUUUCUACUGCGCCAUCUCUGUAUUGGCCUUCUUCCUCGCUCUGGUUCCCUGCGGCACAUUGAGCCACCUGGCCAGGAAAAGAGUUGAGAGAAAGUGCAUUCCCACAAACGUCUGGAACGGGCUUCUCUACACUCACGGAGCCGUUUCAGCACUAUCGGAUUGGGUCUUUGCGCUACUACCUAUCCUGGUCCUUUGGAAAUCGUCUAUGCCGGCCAAGACGAAACUGGGAGUGACUUUGCUGAUGGUGUUUGCGGUUUGUGGAUCUUUAUGCGCGGUGCUGAGAACGAUAUAUACCGGAUCUCUGCACUUCGACGCCCGCUACUACGACGUAAACCACAAGCCGAGUUACCAACACGUUACCGCUUUGGUCAUCAACAUGGCUGUAUUGGAGAUGGGGAUCGGGAUUACGGCGGCGUCGGUGGCGUGCCUGAUGCCCUUGUUUAGACGUUGCGCGGGAUGGUUCCAGCGGCGUCUGGCGACGAGGUCUCGUCAGAGCGACAUCCAAGGCAGGCGCAAGGAUGGGGUCUCGACUACCUUGGGCGAAACGAACUCUGAUCACUGGAGGAAGCCCAGCUUUGUUCGUCCUGAUGUCGCAUCAUUCCAGUCUGGGAACCUGGACUUGAAGUUGUUCGGUGUCCUGCCUUCGGUAGAUCCAAUGACGGGAGAAGAUAUCUGCGGAGAUUCUCUUGCGGACGAUAUGCCUUGAUCAGAAAGCCAGGAUUAUCAGCGUUGAAUGGUGUAUGGAAGGUGAGCAUCGAUCUAUUGUAUACGAUUGAAAAAGACACGACUAAUCAUC